Molecule: messenger RNA, 6677 nt
Organism: Oncorhynchus masou masou (cherry salmon)
Lineage: Eukaryota; Metazoa; Chordata; Actinopteri; Salmoniformes; Salmonidae
Product: methylenetetrahydrofolate reductase (NADPH)-like
Exons: 12
Coding region: 343-2373 (676 amino acids)
Biological process (GO): tetrahydrofolate interconversion
Cellular component (GO): cytosol
Molecular function (GO): FAD binding; methylenetetrahydrofolate reductase [NAD(P)H] activity
Source: RefSeq, a predicted model, not a curated record
GUAUGGACGUCCCAAGGAUCCCAAUAGCACUGAGCAAGCAACAUAUCGGCAUAGAAGCACAUUCCGGUGGGGUGUGCGGCGGGAGAGGCGAGAAAACGCUAUGCGGUGGACCGCAGCAAGGCAUAUUGGUGAUGUUACGUCGUCGCGGAAACGGCUAAACGUAAUCCAGCGACAAAUCAAGGAGCCAAUAGUAGAUCUCACUACUAUUACUGUUGAAAAAUACAUUCUGGGGACGGAACGGACAUAAAUGAGCAGUUCCACGUUGUAGCUACUCACAUAGUGGAAGCGAACCUGGGGGAAUAGCUACAUAGACUUUGCGAAAUAAUUGAGAGAAACAGCAGCAUGGUGAAUAAUGUGCAGAGAGUCGACGACACCUGGCGAACAUGCACCAAAAGCAACUCAAGUGGCACGAGCAACAGCGGCGGAGAGAGUUCCAAGGAGAGCUCUCGCUCCUCUACGCCUGUGCUGGCUGCCGACCGCACGGAAAGGCUACGGGACAAGAUGCGCAGGCGGACAGAGUCAGGCGACCACUGGUUUUCCCUAGAGUUCUUCCCCCCUCGUACUGCCAGUGGGGCUGUCAAUCUUGUCUCUAGAUUUGAUCGCAUGGGCUCUGGGGGGCCCCUGUUCAUAGAUAUUACCUGGCAUCCGGCGGGGGACCCAGGUUCGGACAAGGAGACCUCCUCUAUGAUGAUUGCCAGCACAGCGGUCAACUACUGUGGCCUGGAGAGCAUCCUGCACCUGACCUGCUGUAACCAGACCAAAGAAAAGAUCACUGGAUACCUGAGCAAAGCCAAACACCUUGGCCUGAAGAACAUCAUGGCUCUAAGAGGAGAUCCCGUAGGGGCUGACUGGGAAGAGGAAGAAGGGGGCUUCAACUACGCCACAGACCUGGUCAAACACAUCCGCUGCGAGUUUGAUGACUACUUUGACAUCUGUGUGGCUGGCUACCCUACUGGCCACCCGGAGGCAGAGAGCUACGACGAGGACCUGAGACACCUGAAGGAGAAAGUGGACGCCGGGGCAGACUUCAUCAUCACCCAGCUCUUCUUCCGGGCCGACACCUUCCUCAAGUUUGUCAGAGAUUGCAGGGCCAUAGGGAUCACCUGCCCCAUCCUACCAGGCAUCUUCCCUAUCCAGGGCUACCAAUCUCUAAGGCAGCUGGUGAAGUUGUCCAAGCUGGAAGUGCCUGAGGAGAUCAUGCGGGUCAUUGAGCCCAUUAAGGACAACGACGCAGCCAUCCGCAACUACGGCAUUGAGCAGACCGUGGGCAUGUGCCGCGUGCUCCUGGAGAGUGGCAGUGUGCCGGGCCUCCACUUCUACACGCUGAACCGCGAGGUGGCCACCAUGGAGGUUCUGCGGCAGCUGGGCCUCUGGAUUGAGGACCCCAGGCGUCCACUCCCCUGGGCGGUGAGUGCUCACCCCAAACGCAAAGUGGAGGACGUGCGGCCCAUCUUCUGGGCCUCCAGACCCAAGAGCUACAUAUACAGAACACAGGACUGGGACGACUUCCCCAACGGACGAUGGGGCAACUCAUCAUCUCCAGCCUUUGGCGAACUCAACGAUUACUACCUGUUCUACCUGAAGAGUAAGUCGUCCAAGGACGCCCUGCUGAAGAUGUGGGGCGAGGAGCUGACCAGUGAGCAGAGUGUCUACGAGGUUUUCACCAGCUACAUUAAGGCCCAGCCCAACUGCGCCGGACACAAGGUGAUGUGUCUGCCAUGGAACGACGAGCCGCUGGCUCCGGAGACCAACUUAAUGAUGGACGAGCUCGACAAGGUGAACCGCCGGGGGGUCCUCACCAUCAACUCCCAGCCCGCCAUCAAUGGCAAGCCCUCCGACGACCCCAUCGUGGGCUGGGGCCCACCCGGGGGCUACGUCUUCCAGAAGGCCUAUCUGGAAUUUUUCACCUCGAGUGAAAACGUCACCAUUCUCCUCAAAGUGCUAAAGAAGUACGAACCUCGCGUCAACUACCACAUUGUCAAUGUUCAUGGUCAGAAUACGACGAACGCCCAUGACAUGCAACCCAACGCUGUGACGUGGGGCAUCUUCCCCGGCAGGGAGAUUGUCCAGCCCACGGUGGUGGAUCCAGUCAGCUUCAUGUACUGGAAGGACGAGGCCUUUGCCCUGUGGAUUGAGCAGUGGGCCAAGCUGUAUGAGGACGAGUCGCCAUCACGCAUGAUCAUCAAGUACAUCCACGACAACUACUUUCUAGUCAACCUGGUGGACAACGACUUCCCAUUGGACAACUGCCUGUGGCAGGUCAUCGACGACAUGUUUGAGCUGCUUGACAACCCCCCGGAGGAGCAACCCACGGAGCAACCUGUAGAGCAGCCUGCUGAGGAGUCAACCGUGGAAGAACAAUCCCCAAAGUAACAGUGGGGUCAGCCACUGACUGACUUUUUUUACAUUUUCUCCCUGGGGCUGCGAUUGAGAACUUUUCACUAAAAACUAACACUACAAAGUACUUAACUGGAGUAUUAUACUAUACAGUAUAUAUACUGAACGUAUAUACACUGCCCCAAAAAAUAAAGGGAACACUUAAACAACACAAGUCAAUCACACUUCUGUGAAAUCAAACUGUCCACUUAGGAAGCAACACUGAUUGACAAUAAAUUUCACAUGCUGUUGUGCAAAUGGAAUCGACAACAGGUGGAAAUUAUAGGCAUUUAGCAAGACACCCCCAAUAAAGGAGUGGUUCUGCAGGUGGUGACCACAGACCACUUCUCAGUUCCUAUGCUUCCUGGCUGAUGUUUUGGUCACUUUUGAAUGCUGGCAGUGCUUUCACUUUAGUGGUAGCAUGAGUCUACAACCCACACAAGUGGCUCAGGUAGUGCAGCUCAUCCAGGAUGGCACAUCAAUGCGAGCUGUGGCAAGAAGGUUUGCUGUGUCUGUCAGCGUAGUGUCCAGAGCAUAGAGGCGCUACCAGGAGACUGGCCAGUACAUCAGGAGACGUGGAGGAGGCCGUAGGAGGGCAACAACCCAGCAGCAGAACCUCUACCUCCACCUUUGUGCAAGGAGGAGCACUGCCAGAGCCCUGCAAAAUGACCUCCAGCAGGCCACAAAUGUGCAUGUGUCUGCUCAAACGGUCAGAAACAGACUCCAUGAGGGUGGUAUGAGGGCUCGACGUCCACAGGUGGGGGUUAUGCUUACAGCCCAACACCGUGCAGGACGUUUGGCAUUUGCCAGAGAACACCAAGAUUGGCAAAUUUGCCACUGACGCCCUGUGCUCUUCACAGAUGAAAGCAGGUUCACACUGAGCACAUGUGACAGAGUCUGGAGACGCCGUGGAGAACGUUCUGCUGCCUGCAACAUCCUCCAGCAUGACCGGUUUGGCGAUGGGUCAGUCAUGGUGUGGGGUGGCAUUUCUUUGGGGGGCCGCACAGCCCUCCAUGUGCUCGCCAGAGGUAGCCUGACUGCCAUUAGGUACCGAGAUGAGAUCCUCAGACCCCUUGUGAGACCAUAUGCUGGUGCGGUUGGCCCUGGGUUCCUCCUAAUGCAAACAAUGCUAGACCUCAUGUGGCUGGAGUGUGUCAGCAGUUCCUGCAAGAGGAAGGCAUUGAUGCUAUGGACUGGCCCGCCCGUUCCCCAGACCUGAAUCCAAUUGAGCACAUCUGGGACAUCAUGUCUCGCUCCAUCCACCAACGCCACGUUGCACCACAGACUGACCAGGAUUUGGUGGAUGCUUUAGUCCAGGUCUGGGAGGAGAUCCCUCAGGAGACCAUCCGCCACCUCAUCAGGAGCAUGCCCAGGCAUUGUAGGGAGGUCAUACAGGCACGUGGAGGCCACACACACUAUUGAGCCUCAUUUUGACUUGUUUUAAGGACAUUACAUCAAAGUUGGAUCAGCCUGUAGUGUGGUUUUCCACUUUAAUUUUGAGUCUGACUCCAAAUCCAGACCUCCAUGGGUUGAUAAAUUUAAUAAGAAUAUUUUAUUCAUUCAGAUCUAGGAUGUGUUAUUUUAGUGUUUCCUCUAUUUUUUUUGAGCAGUGUAUAUAUAAAUGCUACAUGCAACAAUUUAAUUGAUUUUACUGUUACAGUUCAUGAGGAAAUCAAAUCAAAAUCAAAUUUAUUUAUAUAGCCCUUCGUACAUCAGCUGAUAUCUCAAAGUGCUGUACAGAAACCCAGCCUAAAACCCCAAACAACCAUCAAUGCAUGUAUUGAAGCACUUUGGCUUGGAAAAACUCCCUAGAAAGGCCAAAACCUAGGAAGAUACCUAGAGAGGAACCAGGCUAUGAGGGGUGGCCAGUCCUCUUCUGGCUGUGCCGGGUGGAGAUUAUAACAGAACAUUGCCAAGAUGUUGAAAUGUUCAUAAAUGACCAGCAUGGUCAAAUAAUAGGUUUGGGACAGGUAGCACAUCCGGUGAACAGCCGCAGGCAGAACAGUUGAAAUUGGAGCAGCAGCACGGCCAGGUGGACUGGGGACAGCAAGGAGUCAUCAUGCCAGGUAGUCCUGAGGCAUGGUCCAAGGGCUCAGGUCCUCCGAGAGAGAAAAAGAAAGAGAGAAUUAGAGAGAUCAUACUUAAAUUCACACAGGACACUGGAUAAGACAGGAUACGUACUCCAGAUAUAACAAACUGACCCUAGCCCCCUGACACAUAAACUACUGCAGCAUAAAUACUGGAGGUUGAGACAGGAGGGAUCAGGAGACACUGUGGCCCCAUCCGAUGAUACCCUCAGACAGGGCCAAACAAGAAGGAUAUAACCCCACCCACUUUGCCAAAGCACAGCCCCCACACCACUAGAGGGAUAUCUUCAACCACCAACUUACCAUCCUGAGACGAGGCCGAGUAUAGCCCACAAAGAUCUCCGCCACAGCACAACCCAAGGGGGAGCGCCAAUCCAGGAAAUCAGUCAAUUGAAAUAAAUUAAUUAGGCUCUAAUAAAAAAUUAUAAUAUAUGGAUUUCACAUGACUGGGAAUACAGAUAUGCAUCUGUUGGUCACAGAUACCUUUAAAAAAAAAUGGGCCUCAGGAUCUCCUCAUGGUAUUUUUAGUGCUUUCAAAUUGCCAUCGAUAAAAUGCAUUUGUGUUUGUUGUCCGUAGCUUAUGCCUGCCCAUACCAUAACCCCACCGCCACCAUGGGGCACUCUGUUCACAACGUUGACAGUAGCAAUCCGCUUGCCCACACGACGCCAUACACGUGGUCUGCGGUUGUGAGGCCGGUUGGACGCACUGCCAAAUUUGAUAAAACGUUGGAGGCUGCUUAUGGUAGAGAAAUAAACAUUCCAUUAUCUGGCAACGGCUCUGGUGGAGAUUCCUGCCGUCAGCAUGCCAACUGCAUGUCUCUCAAACCUUCUGUGGCAUUAUGUUGUAUGACAAAACUGCACAUUUUAGAGUGGCCUUUUAUUGUCCCCAGUACGUAGGUGCACCUGUGUAAUGAUCACGCUAUUUCAUCAGCUUCUUGAUAUGCCACAUCUGACAGGUGAAUGUAUUCUCUUGGCAAAGGAGAAAUUCUCAGUAACGGGAAUGUAAACAGAUUUGUGCCAAACAUUUGAGAGAAAUAAGCUCUGUGCGUAUGGAACAUUUCUGGGAUCUUUUAUUUCAGCUCAUGAAACAUGGGACUAACACUUUACAUGUUGCGUUUAUUUUUGUUCAGUGUACUUCAAAAUUUGUUUUAAAACCAUUUUAAGAAUAUGGAUUUCAUUUGAGCGAUAAAUGGCGAGGAAAAUGUGCCAUGAAAGGAACUAAAUUAGUCCAACACCAGAUGCUUAUCUUGUGUAAUAUACAAUAUGACUAGCAAACUGAGCUGCGAUCUGGAUGAUCAAUCUUAAUCGAGAGGCACUUCACUGAAUGAAUAUUAUGAUUAAUGACACAGGGAAACAUGUUGGACUUUAUAAACCUUUUAAUUCUGUUUGAUGUAUUCAUAUAAACAUGUAUGUACUUAAGGGUGAAAACAGUGGUACAGUAUAUGAAGCUGUUUACAUUGUGCUAAAUUUUUAUUUUAUCUUUAUUUAACUAGGCAAGUCAGUUCACAACAAAUUCUUAUUUUCAAUGACUGCCUAGGAACAGUGCCUUGUUCAGUGGCAGAAUGAGAGAUUUUUACCUUGGGGAUUCGAUCUAGCAACCUUUCGGUUACUAGUCCAGUGCUCUAACCACCACGUUACCUGCCGCCCCAAUUGAAAUAAAUUAAUUAGACCCUAAUAAAAAAUGAUAAUAUAUGGAUUUCACAUGACUGGGAAUACAGAUAUUCAUCUGUUGGUCACAGUUACCUUUAAAAGAAAAUGGGCCUUUGGAUCUCCUCGUGGUAUUUUCGUGCAUUCAAAUUGCCAUCGAUAAAAUGCAUUUGUAUUCGUUGUCCAUAGCUUAUACCUGCCCAUACCAAAACCUCACUGCUACCAUGGGGCACUCUGUUCACAACUUUGACAGUAGCAAUGACAGAGGAGAUGUGUAGACUAUAGAAUUGCAUAACCAAAGUUUAAAUUGAGCAAUACAGGGACUUUCUCCUGAAGCUUCAGGGUUACCAGAACACAUGAGCAAUGAAGGACUUGUGAUUACAAUUGUAACAGUACUGAGCUGCUACUGACUGUUUUGGAAAUGUCACGCAAGGCCUUAACUAACAAGAAUUAAGCAGUGAUCUCGCACUGCUUUAUUUUUCAGCUUUUUUUUGGUUCAUAUUUAUUUGUUGUGUAACGUGAUUUAUUAAGAUCAAUAAAAAAAACACUUCAUGUUGCAACGGUGAA